Molecule: messenger RNA, 7060 nt
Organism: Malurus melanocephalus (red-backed fairy wren)
Lineage: Eukaryota; Metazoa; Chordata; Aves; Passeriformes; Maluridae
Gene: PIK3CA
Product: phosphatidylinositol-4,5-bisphosphate 3-kinase catalytic subunit alpha
Exons: 21
Coding region: 234-3440 (1068 amino acids)
Biological process (GO): phosphatidylinositol-mediated signaling; phosphatidylinositol 3-kinase/protein kinase B signal transduction; cell migration
Cellular component (GO): phosphatidylinositol 3-kinase complex, class IB; phosphatidylinositol 3-kinase complex, class IA; plasma membrane
Molecular function (GO): 1-phosphatidylinositol-4-phosphate 3-kinase activity; 1-phosphatidylinositol-3-kinase activity
Source: RefSeq, a predicted model, not a curated record
CGGGGAUGGGGCUGGUUGAUUUCGCUGGAGCACAGCCUCUCCCGAUGGGUGUGUGUGUGUGGAUCCUGGCACAAAACCUCCCGCUUCCAGAUGCGCUCGGCUGACAGUGGCAGCGCCUCAUCCCUGCUGCCUGUAAAACCUGCUGUCCUGUUUCAUGCUGCCCGGAGAUCGGUCUGCACGUACGAAACCCUGCUUGAAAAUCUUGAAGUACAAAGCUAUCCCAAGACAUCAAAAUGCCUCCGCGGCCAUCAUCCGGUGAACUAUGGGGCAUCCACUUGAUGCCCCCCAGGAUCCUGGUGGAAUGUCUCCUCCCAAAUGGAAUGAUAGUGACUCUAGAAUGCCUCCGUGAGGCCACCUUACUGACUAUUAAACAUGAACUCUUCAAAGAAGCAAGGAAGUACCCUCUCUAUCAGCUCCUUCAAGAUGAAUCUUCUUACAUUUUUGUAAGYGUUACACAAGAAGCAGAAAGAGAAGAAUUUUUUGAUGAAACACGGAGACUUUGUGAUCUGCGACUGUUUCAGCCUUUCCUAAAAGUUAUUGAACCAGUAGGUAACAGAGAAGAAAAGAUACUUAAUAGAGAAAUAGGUUUCGCUAUUGGCAUGCCUGUCUGUGAGUUUGACAUGGUCAAGGAUCCAGAAGURCAAGACUUCAGAAGAAACAUUCUUAACGUCUGUAAAGAGGCCGUGGAUCUUCGGGAUGCCAAUGCACCGCACAGCAGAGCACUGUAUGUCUAUCCUCCAAAYGUAGAGUCCUCAGCCGAACUCCCCAAACAUAUAUACAACAAACUAGACAAAGGGCAAAUUAUAGUGGUGAUCUGGGUGAUAGUCUCACCAAACAAUGAUAAGCAGAAAUACACCUUAAAAAUCAAUCAUGACUGUGUGCCUGAGCAAGUUAUUGCUGAAGCAAUUAGGAAGAAAACUCGAAGUAUGUUGCUGUCUUCUGAACAACUGAAACUUUGUGUCUUGGAGUACCAGGGCAAAUAUAUUUUAAAAGUCUGCGGCUGUGAUGAAUACUUGCUAGAAAAAUGUCCACUGAGCCAGUAUAAGUACAUAAGGAGCUGUAUCAUGCUCGGCCGCAUGCCCAACCUGAUGCUGAUGGCCAAGGAGAGCCUGUACACCCAGCUGCCCCUGGACACCUUCACCAUGCCAUCCUACUCCAGGCGCAUCUCCACAGCCACGCCCUACAUGAACGGAGAGGCUACAACCAAAUCCCUCUGGACUAUCAACAGUGCUCUCAGGAUAAGGAUCCUCUGUGCAACCUAUGUAAAUGUGAACAUUAGGGACAUAGACAAGAUCUAUGUUAGAACAGGUAUCUACCAUGGAGGGGAGCCUUUGUGUGACAAUGUGAAUACUCAGAGGGUACCUUGUUCCAAUCCCAGAUGGAAUGAGUGGCUGUUGUAUGACAUGUACAUUCCUGAUCUCCCCCGUGCUGCUCGGCUCUGCCUUUCCAUCUGCUCUGUUAAAGGCCGGAAGGGUGCUAAGGAGGAGCACUGUCCAUUGGCUUGGGGAAAUAUAAACAUGUUCGAUUACACAGACACUCUUGUAUCUGGGAAAAUGGCUUUGAAUCUUUGGGCAGUACCUCAUGGGCUGGAGGAUUUGUUGAAUCCUAUUGGUGUUACUGGAUCAAAUCCAAAUAAGGAAACUCCAUGCUUGGAGCUGGAAUUUGACUGGUUUAGCAACCCUGUAAAGUUCCCAGAUAUGACAGUGAUUGAAGAACAUGCAAAUUGGACAAUUUCACGGGAACUGGGAUUCAACUACAGCUAUGCAGGGCAGAGUAACAGACUAGCUCGGGAUAGUGAAUUAACAGAGAGUGACAAGGAGCAACUGCGAGCCAUAUGUACCCGAGACCCUUUGUCUGAAAUCACUGAGCAAGAGAAGGACUUCCUCUGGAGACACAGACACUAUUGUGUGAAUACUCCAGAAAUUCUACCCAAGUUACUUCUGUCUGUCAAGUGGAAUUCUAGAGAUGAAGUGGCCCAGAUGUACUGUUUGGUAAAAGAUUGGCCCUCAAUCAAGCCAGAGCAAGCAAUGGAGCUCCUGGACUGCAAUUACCCAGACCCAAUGGUGCGAGCUUUUGCAGUUCGGUGUCUGGAGAAGUCCCUGACAGAUGACAAACUGUCUCAGUAUCUAAUCCAGCUGGURCAGGUUCUGAAAUAUGAGCAGUAUUUAGAUAAUCAGCUUGUGAGAUUUUUACUCAAGAAGGCACUGACUAAUCAAAGGAUAGGACAUUUCUUCUUUUGGCAUUUAAAGUCUGAAAUGCACAACAAAACUGUCAGUCAGAGGUUUGGUUUGCUUCUGGAGUCCUACUGUCGAGCAUGUGGRAUGUACCUAAAGCACCUGAGCAGGCAGGUGGAGGCCAUGGAGAAGUUGAUUAACCUCACAGAUAUUCUCAAGCAGGAAAAAAAGGAUGAGACCCAGAAGGUACAGAUGAAGUUUCUUGUUGAACAAAUGAGACGGCCAGAUUUUAUGGAUGCCUUGCAAGGAUUUAUCUCUCCUCUUAAUCCUGCACAUCAACUGGGAAACCUUCGGCUUGAGGAGUGCAGGAUAAUGUCAUCUGCAAAAAGGCCGCUGUGGUUGAACUGGGAAAACCCAGAUAUCAUGUCUGAAUUGUUAUUUCAGAACAAUGAGAUAAUAUUUAAAAAUGGAGAUGAUUUGCGUCAGGACAUGCUGACACUUCAGAUAAUUCGAAUUAUGGAAAACAUCUGGCAAAAUCAGGGUCUUGAUCUUCGGAUGUUGCCUUAUGGUUGUUUGUCGAUCGGUGACUGUGUGGGACUCAUCGAGGUYGUGAGGAGCUCUCACACCAUCAUGCAGAUUCAGUGCAAAGGAGGCUUAAAAGGAGCUCUGCAGUUCAACAGCCAUACRUUGCAUCAGUGGCUCAAGGACAAGAACAAAGGAGACAUGUACGAUGCAGCUAUUGACUUGUUUACACGUUCUUGUGCUGGCUACUGCGUUGCCACCUUCAUCCUGGGCAUYGGCGAUCGCCACAACAGUAACAUCAUGGUCAAAGAUGAUGGGCAACUGUUUCACAUUGACUUUGGGCACUUCCUCGAUCAUAAGAAGAAAAAAUUUGGUUACAAAAGAGAGCGUGUGCCAUUUGUCUUAACRCAAGACUUCUUAAUAGUGAUUAGUAAAGGAGCCCAAGAAUGUACCAAAACAAGGGAGUUUGAAAGGUUUCAGGAGAUGUGUUAUAAGGCUUACCUAGCAAUUCGGCAGCAUGCCAAUCUCUUCAUCAAUCUUUUCUCCAUGAUGCUUGGCUCAGGAAUGCCAGAACUGCAGUCCUUUGAUGAUAUUGCAUACAUUCGAAAGACCCUUGCAUUGGACAAAACUGAGCAGGAGGCUCUUGAGUACUUCAUGAAGCAAAUGAACGAUGCUCACCAUGGUGGCUGGACAACAAAAAUGGACUGGAUCUUCCACACAAUAAAGCAGCAUGCUUUGAACUGAACAGACAGCAAAGAAAACAAGAACUGAUACCCCGCUUUGUGGGUACUGCACUGUUAAUACCCAUUAGCAGCAAAGACUGGUUGCAUAGGAAUUGCACAAACCAUGAACAACAUUAGAAUUUAUGGCAAGAGAAGAGAUGAAUUGUCCAGACAACUGUUGGAAAAAGACAUGAAACAGGGUUUCAGAUAGCACUAAAAUKAUACACUUCGAAUAUUAAGCUUUAGUAUGAUGUGUGCAGAGAGACCWCGACAAAUUAGAGAGAUGGGCAAUCACCAAGUGAAUGAGGUUUAACAAGGGCACGUGCCAGAUUCUGCACCUGGAACGGGGCACUCCUGGUUGUGUGCACAGACUGGGGAAUGAGAGGCUGGAGAGCARCRCUGUGGGGAGGGCCCUGGGGGUUCUGGUCUGUGGCAAGUUGAACAUGAGUUGGCAGUGCCCUGCAGCCAGGAGGAMCACCCGUGUCCUGGGGGGCAUCAGGCACAGAAUUGCCAGCCAGGCAAGGGAGGGGGUUGUCCCACUCUGCUUUGCACUGGGGAAGCCUCGCCUUGAAUAUUGUGUGCAGUUUUAGAUGCCACAAUACAAAAAAAAAAAAAAAUUAAGCUAUCAGAGAGUGUCCAAAGGAGGGCCACAAGGAUGGUGAAGGGUCUGGAGGGGAAGCUGUGUGAGAAGUAGCUGAGGUCACUUGGUCUGGUCAACUUGGAGGAAGAGGAGACUGAGGUCAGACCUCAUCAGGGUCUGCAGCUCCCUCACAAGGGAAGUAGAGGGGCAAGUACCAAUCUCUGCUCUCUGGUGACAGUGACAGGACUUGAGGGAAUGGCAUGAAGCGAGUCAGGGGAGGUUUAGGUUGGAUAUCAGGGAAAGGUUCUUCACCCAGAGGGUGGUUGAGCACAGUCACAGCCCCAAGCCUGACAGAGUUCCAGAAGUGUUUGGACAAUGCUCUCAGGCACAUGGUGSGAUUCCUGGGGUGUCCUGUGCAGGGCUGAGAGUUGKAUGCAAUGAUCAUUGUGGGUCCCUUCCAACUCAGCAUAUUCUAUGAUUUGAUGAUUYAUGUUAUGCCUUAAGCUCAGAAAGGUAAAUUUGGAAGAAUGUUUCCUUUUCUCAUUUGAUAGGAUAAACUAGAAGGAAAAAGAAAAUAAUGCUAGCAUGACCAUAAGAGUCCAUCAUGUAUUACCUUAGAUCUGGUACAGCAGGUAGAGACUAUGCUGGCUUGUGAAGAGUGGACAGAGAAUUCAAGUGAUAGCAAAUACUUAAAUGCAGCGUAGUUUAAAGGGAAGGAGUUUGAAGCUCAAAGAUCYAAAAACAAUAGUGAGAGGGCAGUGCCUUUUAAAUGUGCUCAGAGGCAUCAACAUUUGCGGGGUUUGGGUGACCCUUCGAUUUCUGGGUCCGUCAUCUGCACGGUUUCUGAAAGCAGUAGGAAAUUGGCCCACUCAGUAUGGUGUUUCUUUUGCUCAGUAUUUCUAGGGGUGCAAUUYAUAUUUUCACAAAGAAACUCCCUAUCAUCCCCAAAAACUGACUAACCUGGAAAUUGAAUGGUCAGAAUUGGGUUUAGUGCAACRGAGAGCUGUAGUGUUCAUCUUAGGUUUGCUUUAAUCUAACUUGAACUGAAUAGAUUUUUUUCAUACAUGUUUUCCAGAACCUAAAGAAAGGUGAGUUAUUAAAAUUAUUGAAAGAUUAUUUUUUUAUAAAGGCUAUUUAUAUAAUAGGAACUAUUAUUAAUAUAUAUUCUUUAUUUACCUGAUUUGUCCAAUAUUAACUCUCUUAAUUUUGCAACCCAGUUCUAUCUGUCCAAGACUCCCGUUUUCAUUAACGUCACUGAAGGUGACCAGACAUACUCCUAGGACCAAAUUCAGCCCUAGUGAAAGAGGACACAAGUACCAGUGAAGUAGUGGGGAUAUACCCACUAAAGCCAGAGGUGAACUUGGCCUAAGUCUCUAAAAAUAUUUUGGGAAUCACUCUUCUGAAAUGUAUCACAUUACUGAAGUGAUAUGCUKGCUAUUCCAAGAACGUUCAUUUAAACCCUCAAAUUUUGGGUCUAUCAUUUCUCCUCUUUCUUCCUCCUUUGGAAGUGGUUGUUGAAUCCAGUAAGAUACAUCAGAAAUAGCAAUUUAGAUUUUCAAUAUGAUCAAUAUUAAGCAGUUCAACAGACAGAUAUGUUGGCUAGCUCAAAGCAUGUGGAGUUACCAAACAUUUUAUAGCUUUGUCUGUUUUGUGCGUGUGUGUACUAUAUAUUUGUAAAUCUAGUUGUUGUCCUUUAACACAAUUACUGUGUGUGCAAUKAAAUUGGCACCAUGUUUUGAAACUGUUCAAAGUACUGAGGAUUUCAGAUUGCSCUUAUGCACAACUUCAGGUAGGACUGUUUUUCUAAUUCCUAAAGAGGUUUUUUUAAAUUAGUGAAGCCCAUUAUAGUUCUGUGGGUGAUGUUCACCCUGACAUUUUAAACUUGCUAGAUUGGCAGCACUUGAAUUCCAGAGGUUUGGGGCUUUCGGGGGUUCAGCUUGUUCACUUGCAAACACGCACCGAGGUGCCACUCAGAAAGUGCAAUACCACRUGUAAUAUAAAAUAUGCUGGCAGUUGGUGUUAGAUUAGAAAAUAAGCAUAUAAAUAAACUGUACUUUGUGCAGGCUGUGCUGAUGAGGUAAUGAAUGGUUGGCUUCAUUUAGCAAAUUGUAAUAUAUUAAAAAUGUGCAAUCAAUCACGUUAUGAAAGACUUGGGGGAUUGUAAAGCCAAGGCUUCGGUGUUUCGAGAYACUUUCAAAGUCAGGAUCCUGCAGUUGAUUACUGUGCACAUGGAUACUUGAUGUGGGGGAAAACCUGGUUUUGGGAAAACUACAGAAGCUCCAAGAAUAGUAUGGGAAAUGUGAAGUUUUAUUUCCUUAGUUCUACUAAAUAUUUUGGAGUAAUCUAAUAGACUUCCCAUUGCUUUUUUUUAUUGACUGUUACAUAUUCCUUYUUGUUCAUAUGAAUAUUUUAACUCCUGCUGAGCUUGGUUGUACUUUCUAGAGCAAAGUUACCCCUGUAUCUAUUACUUUGCAGACAACACAAAUGGUUUAGCUCUUACAACAUGGGUGAGUUUCAGUUUAGUUCACAAAAUCUGAAACCCUGUUGGCUGUAAUUCUUAAUUUAAUUGAGUAAAACUUUUGCACAAACAUCACAUUAGGUGCUAUAUUAUCYGUAUUUAUCUGGUGUUGAAACAAUUCUUUACCUCGUUUAUCUAAGAAAUGGUCAGCCUUUUCCAGCCUGGAUGAAAAGAUUAACUCAAAUUUAUUGGAUGUUAUGACCCUGARUUUGUUUUGUAUUUUGCCCCUUCCUAAUCCUUCUGUAAAUAUGAGUAUCAAUGUCUUUCUGUUCAAGCACAGUGUUCUGCACCCUUUUUCCCCAGACAGAGGUAUGAGGAAUCAGGCUCUGUUUCCAAAAGUUACUGCAAUUAAAUGUUGUGCAGAAACUAUAGAAGUUAUUAUGAGAAUCAAAUCGUAAAAGAGAGGAAACUUCAGAUUUGUGCAGACAUUAUACAGUUCAAAGUAAUUAUAGCCUUUAAACAAAAUUUUUUUAAAAGUAGAAGCUCAUGGGCUUUAAGCAGUUCUUUGCAUAACCAGGAUGGRCAUUUGAAAAACAUUCUGCCU